GAGAAGUAAAGAGAAAAAAAAAAGAAAAGAAAAAAAGGAUGCUGAGUAGAUCAGUUGCUUCAGCCGUUUCACAGGUCUCUUCUUCUUCUUCCUCUUCUUUAUUACCAAACACUAAACCAUUCUUCUCCUUGAAACCCUUCUCUGGUUAUCGUUCUUCUUCAUUCUCCGGCGGCUCUAUUCGUAAAAUCAACCAUAAGCCUCUUAGAAUGACAAGUUCCUCCGGUAUGACUCCUCCAAGAGCUAUGGCCGCACAGCAGCUUGAGAACGCUGAUGAACUCAUUGAUUCUGUCGAAACUUUUAUCUUUGAUUGUGACGGUGUGAUAUGGAAAGGGGAUUCAUUGAUUGAAGGAGUUCCUGAAACUCUUGAUAUGCUACGUGCCAAGGGAAAAAGGUUGGUUUUUGUCACUAACAACUCAACCAAGUCUAGGAAACAGUAUGGCAAAAAGUUUGAGACUCUUGGCCUCAAUGUUAAUGAGGAGGAGAUAUUUGCUUCAUCUUUUGCUGCAGCUGCAUACUUACAGUCUAUUAACUUCCCAAAAGAUAAGAAGGUCUAUGUGAUUGGUGAGGAGGGUAUCUUGAAAGAGCUUGAACUUGCUGGUUUUCAAUACCUUGGAGGUCCGGAUGAUGGUAAAAAACAGAUUGAACUGAAGCCAGGAUUUCUUAUGGAGCAUGAUCAUGAUGUGGGAGCUGUUGUGGUUGGAUUUGAUCGCUAUUUCAACUACUACAAAAUUCAGUACGGAACACUUAGUAUCCGUGAAAACCCGGGGUGUCUUUUCAUUGCUACAAACCGAGAUGCUGUCACUCACCUUACUGAUGCUCAAGAAUGGGCAGGUGGUGGCUCUAUGGUUGGUGCUCUUGUUGGAUCCACUCAACGUGAGCCUAUUGUUGUUGGAAAACCCUCAACUUUUAUGAUGGACUAUUUAGCAGACAAAUUUAAAAUCCAAAAGUCACAGAUAUGCAUGGUUGGUGAUAGACUGGACACUGACAUUUUAUUCGGGCAAAAUGGCGGUUGCAAAACUCUGCUCGUCCUCUCGGGUGUUACUUCAAUCUCAAUGUUGGAAAGCCCUGAUAACAAGAUACAACCAGACUUCUACACCAGCAAAAUCUCCGAUUUUCUAUCCCUGAAAAAAGCAACUGUAUAAUCGAGUAAGCUCCGCGUCAAUCACUCUGCAGAACUCAGGAAACUGGAUUUUUUUUAUGGGUUUACAAAUACAGUCUAUUCAUCAUACUUUUAUUUUUAUGUGCCUUUGUGUAUAAUAAGGAUGUUUCUUGCUUUUCUUGGCAAGCUUCUUUUAUUUGCAGUGUCUAUGUGUGCAUAGCAAAUUAACUAGCCAAUGAGUGUUGUUUAGGAAGAGUUUACAGAAUUGAACCAAGCUCUGACUUGUGUAAGAGUAAGACUCUUCAUUGA
Capsella rubella is the source of this 1408-nucleotide messenger RNA. Its product is annotated as phosphoglycolate phosphatase 1B, chloroplastic. The transcript is spliced from 11 exons. Gene Ontology annotation, molecular function: phosphatase activity. NCBI's taxonomy places the organism in Eukaryota, Viridiplantae, Streptophyta, Magnoliopsida, Brassicales, Brassicaceae. Bases 39 to 1142 code for a protein of 367 amino acids. The record is from RefSeq and is a predicted model, not a curated record.